This is a messenger RNA of Sporothrix brasiliensis 5110, 2826 nucleotides long. RefSeq lists its product as uncharacterized. Bases 1 to 2826 code for a protein of 941 amino acids. The record is from RefSeq and is a predicted model, not a curated record. Lineage: Eukaryota; Fungi; Ascomycota; Sordariomycetes; Ophiostomatales; Ophiostomataceae. The transcript has a single exon.
AUGGCGCCUAACCUCGACUAUGGCCUGGCCACUAUUACGUUCCCUCUUGUUGACACAUCUCGGUCAUCUCAGGGCCGCUCAUACUUUUCUUUUGAGCCUCGAUCUUCCGAUGGACCACUGCCUGACGCUGCAUCUCCUACCCAACUUCAAGUUGAUCGGAGUCUAGUCGGUGGCUUCAAUGACACCACGUUCUACAACGGCUUUAUUGGUGUUGGAGGGCUCGACGGCAGCUUCAACAAUCGUCCCAUUAGUCCACUCAUUCGGCAACUCGCAGAGUCUAUGGGUACAAUUCCUAGCCACAGCUACGGCUACACAGCGGGCGCAUCAUACCGAGGCGAGCAUGGCGUGCCGGCAUCGCUGACACUGGGCGGCUAUGACAUGAGCCGUAUUGCGUUUGACCGCUCGUCCAAAGACAAUACCAAACCGAUCACAUUCAACCUCAACCCUGUUCAUUACCAGCCGGAGCUCGUUUUGCGCAGCAUCAUGGCCCAUGCACCGCCGUUCAAUGCGUCGGUUGCCGCCGCGUCAUGGGCGCGGAUUGUCCCGGACAACAGUUCAACUGCCCUUCUUACAAAUGUGACCGACCCGGCUUCGUCGCUGGCCGUCGUCGACUCCACGACGCCGUUCUUGUGGAUGCCACAAGAUGCCUGUAGUCGCUUUGCCUCCACAAUUGGUCUCGUCUGGAAUAAGGAGCUAUUGCUAUACCAAUUCGCUAGUCCGGCAUUGUAUAACGACUACCUCUCUGGACAGGGUGUUUCAUUAACGUUCAACGUGUCUGGUAGAGGCAACACUGGAGCAGAUGACAUUGUUUCCCUCACCGUGUCAUCGGCGGCGUUUGCUCUCAAUGCGUCAUACCCGUACGCGCCGACCAUGAAGCCGUCUGACCCGCCGGUUCCUUACUUUCCGUUACAGUGUCUACCACUGAACGGUAACACCACCGUGAACACGCGUAUUGUUCUCGGUCGCGCUGUGUUGCAGGAGGUCUACAUGAUUGUGAACUACGACGCAAGCCACUUCAGCUUGCACCAGGCCAGGUUCCCCAACUUUAACGGGAGUAAGCCGGAAGGCUAUGUUCGCCUAAUCGACAUCCCUCGCUCGCCGACAAGCCCCUAUCCGCUCUACAAGGGUGGGCCCGAGAGCACCAACAAUCUCGACAGCAGAAAUGGGUUGACCCCAGCAGCCACCGCCGGCGUAGUAGUUGGAUCGUUUGCCGCGGGUACCAUGCUUGCACUGGGACUUUGGCUUUAUCGACGUCGGCGCCAACAAGAGAAGCGGAGGAGGGUUGCCGGUACAGCAGUAGCGGCCGGAUCUGGCGAUGAUAAUGGCAACGGCCGCACAUCGGGUGGUCGAGGCAAAGACGGCACCGAGUCGACGACAGAAACAGAGCCAUCAACACCAGUCAGCGGCUCCCCCAUGGAACGUAUCUUUUCAUUUAUUGGACGCGGCCGGUGGGCAUCCAAACGGACACGUGAAGCGCUUGCUGCUGACAGGGUGGCGUCUGCCUCGCCUACGUCCAGCAGGGGUUCCGAAGGCGACCCGGAAAAGGAUGCUAUUGAGGUUGCCGGCAGCUUUUCACAUCCGGUCGAGGUCGGUGCCGAUGCACAGCACGCCCGUUAUGAGCUGCCUGUGCCACUUCCACCUGUCGAACUAGAUGCGACGGCCGGUGGUAUCACAUCAAGUGGCCGCAACGGCGCAGCCAACCGAAACCACAAGAUUGAUGAUGCGCUGAUUGGCGGCGGUGUAAUUGACGAUUUUGACGACGGCCAUGGAUACUGCGACUAUGACGAUGCCACAGCCGUUCUUGGAAGCGAUGGUGUGCAACAUUUGACGGCUUAUGAGGUGGCGCGGCGGCGCAUGCAGCGGCAGUUGCGGGGACCUGUGCCGACGUAUGAGCCACCCGCUGACCCAGCAAUUUUGAGGAAUAUGGCAAACGAUGGUGAAGACGAAAAGACGGAGGGAGAUGGUAGCUCAGUGGCUCACAACCGGGCACCCCACUUAAUGACUACACGCGCGCCACCACGGUCCGUUUCGGCGGUCUCUUCACGGACAGGUUCCGACAACACUACCGUCACAUCGCCUACGGCAAUGUCGACAUCGACAGGGAGCAACCAUAGCGGUUCGUUGUCCAUGCUGCCAUCACCAAUGACACCGAGCAGUGGAGGCUGGCCCGGCCGAAGCAUCAAUGUGAGCGGGACCAGGAGUGCGAGCGGGAACAGCAACGGCAAUGGCACCUUUGACCUACCGUCGCCCAUGACAAUGGCCGCACCGUUCCCGUCCAUGUUCUUCCUGGGCGAUGGAAGCGUGAGCGAUGACGAGCCCCCAGAAAAUGUACCGGCACAACGUCUAGCCCCAAGGACGACCAUUGACCCAGCACGUGUCGUUUGUUUGGGGCCGCUGCCGGAAGACGUGUUAGCACCAGUCGCGGCACGAACAUCACAGCCUGUACGGCCGGCUCCGACGUCGAUGUCACCUCCACAGAAUAACUUGUCAUCUUCAUCCGAGUCUCCGUUGGCAUCGGCGUCGGCAUCAGCAUCGGUCUCGUCUCCGACCAUGACAGAUAUUGAAAGCACACUCGGGACGAACUACACAUUGGAAGAAGAGAAGCGUCUCCGCGCAUUGAAGAGCGAAAUUGAAGAAGGAAAAGUGGCGGCCGUGGCGGCAGUCGAGGCAGAAACAACAGCAGCAACAGGUACCAUAGACAGCGUGGGCACACCACCGGCGGAACGCAUUGACGCUGGUUUUGAUUUGGUGCAUGUUCCACAGCUCGCGGCACGACGGUACAGUUGGGAGGGCCAGGGCGACGAAGGAGAGGAGCAACGGAUUUGA